GGGUGUCUGCAAGUCUCCGCCCUCAGCAGUCCGAGUACAUGGCGACUGCGGCAAAGAACAAACGAGAAGACGCAGGGCAAGAGGAGCAGCUGAGCGGAGCCGAGCCUGGUGACCGGUGCCUGUCCUCCCUCCAUAUGAUACAUAUGAGAGCGGGCUUGUGAGAAUAAGAUGGAUAGCAGCUUUGAUUGUGAUUGUGGUGAGCUGGAGCCACCUGAUCAUUAACAGAAGAAGUCCUGUAUAAGUAGAAGUCCGCCACGUUUUCCUCUUCGGAUGCACUGUAUAGAAAACAUUAAAGAAAAUUUCUAGUGCUGCCAGCACCACAGAAUGCCGCUGCUCAGGACCAGUUCUACACUGAAUGUAUCUGCACUGUGAGGAGGAUGUUCAGAGAGGCCUACUUCUUGCGUAUUUAUUCACAUUUAUGUUCCAUGUUCACUUGGUUUGCACAGUAGAAGCGUGCGCGUAGUAUGUCAUUUCAUUCCGUUUCACUUCCAGUGAGUGUUUUGGUCGGUGUUUGCCAGAAUGCUGCAUCUUCUGUGAACUAUGAAUACUGUCAUUUUUCUACAGUCAAAACUGAGCUUUAACGUUACUGCUUGCGGGAUCCACCAGGCCUGGCAGGCUGAUAUGAUUUGAAAAUUGGAGCGAACCAUUCUAAAGAAGAGUCUUUUGUAAAGUGUAUGAAACCUUUUCUUUAGAAGCUAGCUGCGGUUUGUCGUCAAGUAUUUAGGAAGAGUGAAAAUUUCUGGAGGAAGGAGGUGAAGUAGCCAAAAUGGCCGAAAAGUUUGACAGUCUCAUGAACAUUCAUGGGUUUGAUUUGGGCUCUCGUUACAUGGACUUAAAACCGCUUGGCUAUGGUGGCAAUGGCUUAGUUUUUUCUGCUGUUGACAAUGACUGUGAUAAGCGAGUGGCUGUGAAGAAAAUUGUCCUGACAGAUCCUCAGAGUGUCAAACAUGCUCUGCGGGAGAUCAAAAUUAUCCGGAGACUGGAUCACGAAAACAUUGUUAAACUAUACGAAAUCCUCGGCCCCAACGGAGAGCUUUUAACCGAUGACGUGAGCUCCCUAACCGAGCUGAACUCUGUUUACAUUGUUCAGGAGAACAUGGAGACCGAUCUAGCCAAGCUCCUCGAGCAAGGCCUUCUACGUGAAGAGCACGCCCGGCUCUUCAUGUACCAGCUGUUACGUGGGCUUAAGUACAUCCACUCUGCUAACGUGCUUCACAGAGAUCUCAAGCCAGCAAACCUGUUCAUAAACACUGAAGAUUUGGUCGUAAGGAUUGGAGAUUUUGGUCUUGCACGUAUUAUGGAUCCCCAUUACUCUCAUAAGGGACAUCUUUCUGAAGGUCUUGUCACAAAGUGGUACAGAUCUCCUCGCCUGUUGCUUUCACCCAACAAUUACACUAAGGCUAUUGACAUGUGGGCGGCUGGAUGCAUUUUUGCUGAGAUGCUGACUGGAAAGACCCUGUUUGCAGGUGCUCAUGAACUUGAGCAGAUGCAGCUGAUCCUAGAAUCAAUACCUGUUGUACACGAGGAAGAUAAACAAGAGCUUCUCAAUGUCAUCCCAGUCUAUAUAAAAAAAGAUAUGACGGUGCCACAUACUCCUUUGACACAGCUGCUUCCAGACAUCAGCCCUGAAGCUCUGGAUUUCCUGGAGCAAAUUCUGACAUUUAGUCCUAUGGAUAGGCUAACAGCAGAAGAAGCUUUGUCUCACCCAUACAUGAGCAUCUAUUCAUUUCCGUUGGAUGAGCCAAUUUCCAGCCAUCCUUUUCAUAUUGAAGAUGAAGUAGAUGAUAUGUUAUUGAUGGAGGACAACCACAGCCAUGUUUAUAAUUGUGAAAGAUAUCACGAUAGUCAGUAUUCAGACCAUGAUUGGCCUAUACACAAUAAUUUCGAAGCUGAUGAAGUCCAGCGUGAUCCAAGAGCUCUCUCUGAUGGGAGUGAUGAGGAAGAGGUGCAGGUUGAUCCUCGCAAAUAUCUGGACGGAGAUCGAGAAAAGUAUUUGGAAGAUCCAGCUUUUGACCCAUACUUUUCUGCCGAGCCCUCUUGGCAAUAUUCAGAUUACCAUGAAAACAAAUAUUGUGAUCUUGAGUGUAGUAAUAAUUGUAACUUUAAAAUGAGGUCCUCAUCUUAUCUAGAUAAUCUUGUUUGGAGGGAGACUGAAGUCAAUCAUUAUUAUGAGCCAAAACUUAUUAUAGAUCUGUCUAACUGGAAAGAGCAAAGUAAGGAGAGGUCUGAUAAGAGGGGCAAAUCAAAAUGUGAAAGAAAUGGUCUGGUGAAAGCCCAGAUAGCUCUUCAGGAAGCAUCACAGCAGCUAGUUGAUAAAGAAAAGGAGAAACGUAGAGAGUUUGACUUUGAUUCAUUUAUUGCAGGUACCAUUGAGCUCAGUUUGCAGCAUGAUUCUUCCAGUGUUGAUAAACUCAACGACUUGAAUAGCUCAGUCACACAGCUUGAAUACAAAUCCUUAAUAUCAAAGUCUGUAAGUCGUGAAAAACAGGAGAAAGGAAUGGCCAACUUGGCACAGUUGGGUGCCCUAAACCAAAAUUCUUGGGACAGUCCCAUCAUAAGUGAUGAAGACUGUUUCCAUAUAGACCAAUUUUGCUGUGAAGUAAGAAAAGAUGACCAUGUCGAAAAGGAAAAUGCUUAUACAGGUUACUUAGAUAAUUUAUUUGGUAGGAAAGAGGAGGCAGACCUGUUAGAUCUUGAGCCACCAGAAGACGAAAAGGUUGGGAGUAAAGAAAACGAUGAGGGCAUCUUAACUUUUAGUGGAGAGGUCAUUCUUAGCAAACAGCUGGAUUGUAUUGGUAUCCCCCAAUUUCAGAAUCCUCUUGGCUCGCCCCUUAAAUCAAUACAAGCCACGUUAACACCUUCUAUCAUGAAAUCGUCCCCACAAAUUCCUCGCAAAACUUACAGCAGCAUUCUGAAACAUCUAAACUAAAACACUCACAUUUCUUUACAUAUCAACUAUCCCGUGUGUUUUAUUUUUUUAUUUCUACAUAGCAUUUUUUUCUUACUUGAAUUGUAUUUUUAGUAUGUAUUUAAUACUUAGUUUUGUUUACCAUUGUUUUUACGAUCUAGAAUUACUUUCUACAUUUUAAACUGGCAUGACAUUUGCACACAAGGAAACAAAACAGCAAAAUAAUGCAACAUAGGUGGAGACCGAAAAAAAAAAAAAUGCACUAAA
Messenger RNA from Bufo bufo (common toad), 3175 nucleotides. RefSeq names its product mitogen-activated protein kinase 6 (gene MAPK6). The record is from RefSeq and is a predicted model, not a curated record. Gene Ontology annotation, cellular component: cytoplasm; nucleus. Gene Ontology annotation, biological process: protein phosphorylation; intracellular signal transduction; cell surface receptor signaling pathway. The transcript is spliced from 6 exons. Lineage: Eukaryota; Metazoa; Chordata; Amphibia; Anura; Bufonidae. Gene Ontology annotation, molecular function: ATP binding; MAP kinase activity. The coding region runs from base 767 to 2929 and encodes 720 amino acids.